AUGAUGGAAAAUGAAACCUUUAACAGUCUGACCCUCCAGCUGGAGGGGUUAAAGGUCACAGAGACAUCAGUGUACCCUGUCUUUUUGUUUUUCCUCUUCUCCUAUCUGUUCAUAAUGAUACUGAACAUUGCGAUUAUAAUCCUGGUUUGUAUUGAUAAGAGCCUCCAUCAGCCCAUGUAUUUGUUGUUCUCUAACCUUCCAGUUAAUGACAUCUUUGGGAAUUCAAUUGUUUUGCCCCGCCUGAUGUCGGACCUCCUGAAGCCUCCCUCAGAGUUGAUAAUCAGUUACUAUGAGUGUGUUGUUCAGGCUUUCUGUUCCCACAUUUUUGGCACUGUGUCCCACACGGUGCUGAUGAUCAUGGCCUUCGACAGAUAUGUCGCCAUCUGUAAUCCUCUGCGUUACUCUGUGAUAAUGACCAACAGGAUGGUGAUGAAGCUGACCGUCUCUGCCUGGGGGUCGGCCUUGGUUCUGGUGGGGAUUCUGCUGGGCCUGACGGUCCGGCUGAGCCGCUGCAGGACUCUGAUCACCAAUCCGUACUGUGACAACGCCUCACUGUUCAAGCUGUCCUGCGAGAGCGUGGAGAUCAAUAACAUCUACGGCCUGACCUUCACCGUGGUUCUGUUCACCUCCUCCAUCGGCAGCAUCGUCUUCACCUACACCCGGAUCACCAUGGUCUGUCUGACCAGCAGGAACAAGUCUGUGAACAGUAAAGCCCUGAAGACCUGCAGCACACACCUGGUUGUGUAUCUCAUCAUGCUUUUCUGUGGCAUACUGGUCAUCCUGUUGCAUCGUUUCCCUCAGUACUCGGACCAGAGGAAAAUGUCGGCCAUCUUGUUUCACAUCAUCCCCUGCAGCCUGAAUCCCAUCAUUUAUGGAGUUCAGUCCAAAGAAAUAAGACGAUUCCUCUCUAAUGCUUUCAGAUCUAGAAAAGUUUUAUCAUCUUGAAAAAAAUA
This is a messenger RNA of Xiphophorus hellerii (green swordtail), 953 nucleotides long. Its product is annotated as olfactory receptor 52K1-like. Bases 1 to 945 code for a protein of 314 amino acids. Gene Ontology annotation, biological process: detection of chemical stimulus involved in sensory perception of smell; G protein-coupled receptor signaling pathway. Gene Ontology annotation, cellular component: membrane. Gene Ontology annotation, molecular function: olfactory receptor activity; odorant binding. The transcript has a single exon. NCBI's taxonomy places the organism in Eukaryota, Metazoa, Chordata, Actinopteri, Cyprinodontiformes, Poeciliidae. The record is from RefSeq and is a predicted model, not a curated record.